AUGUACGGUAAAACUAUGUUGUUUUGGCACGGGUCAAUUCCGAGGCUAACCAUAGCUGAGCCGGAAAUGCUGAAAGAGGUUUUCCUUAACAAAUGGGGUAAGGUUAUCAAAGUCAGCCUUCCGCCGCUUGCUAACCAGCUCUUCGGUAAGGGACUUGUUCGGGUGGAGGGUGAGAAUUGGUCCGUUCAUCGGAAAGCUGCCAAUCCGGCUUUCUUCGUCGACCGAGUAAAGUCAUGGAUUCCCGAAGUUGUAGAUAGUACUAAAAAGGUUGUUGAAAGGUGGGAAGAUGACCUAGGAGUGGUGGGUGAAAUAGAAGUGGAUGUGCUCAAGGAAUUCCACAUUCUAUCCACAGAAAUAUUGUCGAGAACAGGAUUUGGUAGUAACUUUGAGGAAGGAAGGCGCAUUCAUGAAUUGAUUGAUCGACAAGCUCAGUUGACAAUGCUGGCUUUAAGGACUGUUUACAUACCAGGUUUCUGGUUCUUGCCGACUCGGAACAACCGAUUGAGGCGCAAUCUCAGUAACCAAACCCGACGGCUGAUAAGGGAUUUGAUUGAGAGGCAGAGAAAAGUAGGAGGGAAUUCAAACUGCCUUCUGAGCUUCUUAAUCAACGGCAAAUUGUCAACUGAAGAAGUGAUUGACGAAUGCCAAACUUUCUACUUUGGAGGAAAAGAAAUCCUCGCGAUAUUCUUGUCUUGGACACUUUUACUUUUAGCAUUGCAUCCAGAGUGGCAAACUAAGGCUCGAGAAGAAGUGUUUCAAGUCUGCAAGAACGACGAGUUUCCGAAUGGCGAUGCUUUGAAUGACAUGAAAGUUGUAAGUGCACUAGCUAGCCUAAUCAACUGCUAA
Molecule: messenger RNA, 846 nt
Organism: Oldenlandia corymbosa var. corymbosa
Lineage: Eukaryota; Viridiplantae; Streptophyta; Magnoliopsida; Gentianales; Rubiaceae
Source: the annotation of a GenBank genome assembly